This is a messenger RNA of Humulus lupulus (European hop), 435 nucleotides long. RefSeq lists its product as uncharacterized. The record is from RefSeq and is a predicted model, not a curated record. Lineage: Eukaryota; Viridiplantae; Streptophyta; Magnoliopsida; Rosales; Cannabaceae. The transcript has 3 exons. Bases 7 to 390 code for a protein of 127 amino acids.
CGAGAGAUGAAAGACCGAUACCGUAAUAGGAAAAUACUAAGACACGAACACUUUGAGAAACACUACAAUGGACCGGAGGAUUGGGAUAAGGUUCUAAACAACCUAACCAAUGAUGUUAACAAGGAGGAGUGGAAGCAGAUCUGUCAGUUAUUUACAAGUCCACAAUUUAUUGCGCGCUCCGUAAAGAAUAAGGAAAAUCGGAAGAAACAAAAGUAUUCUACAACGCAGGGUACAAAAUCGCUGGCAGCCGUCCGUUUUGAAAAAACGAACCCGGACCUCAUUGAGUCAUGGAAGGAUUAUCAUUGGAAGAAAGCAACAAAUGAUUUCGUGAACGAUGAUGCUCGCCAAGAUUAUGAAAAACUGAAGGCUGAUUUUGAGUUACAAACUUAGCAAACAUCCACUGAUGCUUCUAAUAAUGAUAGUCCGUCAUCAGUU